This is a messenger RNA of Neodiprion virginianus, 1245 nucleotides long. It is a transcript of the gene dbe, whose product is annotated as KRR1 small subunit processome component homolog. The record is from RefSeq and is a predicted model, not a curated record. NCBI's taxonomy places the organism in Eukaryota, Metazoa, Arthropoda, Insecta, Hymenoptera, Diprionidae. Gene Ontology annotation, cellular component: nucleolus; small-subunit processome. Gene Ontology annotation, molecular function: RNA binding. Bases 128 to 1159 code for a protein of 343 amino acids. The transcript has a single exon.
GUCACUCACUCUAUUCACUGCUGCCACUGAAAUUUCAUCAGCAUAACCUGAAAGCGCGUAGCCUAAACCCACGUGCGAACUGGUUCCGAAGACAUUGCGAUAUAAAUAAAUAAAUAAAUUUAAGAAAAUGAGUGAUUCUGAAAAGGAGGAUGACCAGCCAGUAAAUACAGAGCCUGUAGACAAUGCGUGGGACCUCAAGGUUCCUGCAUUCAAGCCGGAACACAACCCACACCGUUUACUAGAGGAAAGUUCGUUCGCAACGUUGUUUCCAAAGUACAGAGAAAAAUAUUUGAAACAGUGUUGGCCGCUGGUGCAGAAGUCGUUACAGGAACAGGGUAUCAAGGCUGAAUUAGAUCUGAUUGAAGGUAGCAUGACAGUGAAGACGACACGAACAACUUGGGAUCCCUACAUAAUUAUCAAGGCCCGGGACAUGAUUAAACUGAUGUCUAGGUCUGUGCCAUACGAACAGGCAGUCAAAGUUCUACAGGACGACAUCGGUGCUGAUAUUAUUAAAAUAUCGUCCUUGGUCAGGAACAAGGAGAAGUUUGUCAAACGAAGACAGCGGCUAAUCGGACCCAACGGCUGCACACUGAAGUCAAUCGAGCUGUUAACUAAGUGCUAUGUUUUGGUUCAAGGGCAAACCGUAGCUGCUCUUGGGCCCUACAAGGGACUACAGCAGGUGCGACGAAUCUGCGAAGAUACAAUGAAGAACGUGCAUCCGAUUUACAAUAUCAAGGCGUUGAUGAUAAAGCGAGAACUGGCCAAGGAUCCUAAGCUGAAAAACGAAAAUUGGGAGAGAUUUUUACCAAAGUUUAACAGCAAAAAUGUUAGCAAAAGAAAACAGCCAAAGAAUAAAAAGGCUAAGAAGGAAUACACACCGUUUCCUCCGCCGCAGCAAGAAAGUAAAAUCGAUAAACAGUUGGCAUCUGGAGAAUUCUUCCUUAAAGAGGAACAGAAACAGGCUAAGAAACGUAAGGAACAGGAGACCAGGCAUGAGGAGGCUGCCAAAAAGAGAGUCGAAAGAAGAGCUCAGGCCUUUGUUGCUCCUGAGGAAAAUGUUGCAACGAAAAAUGUUAGCAAGAAAGGAGAUAUCAACAUCGAGGAGUUUAAGAGAAAAGUUAAAAAAGGUUUUAAAAAACGUAGCGCUGCUCCUUCCUAAACUGUGUAUAUACUUCUAUCAUACUAAACUUACAACUUGUGGUACGUUUAUUUUUUAUAAGAUUAAGCCGGGUUGUAUUAAAAAAA